Messenger RNA from Amblyraja radiata (thorny skate), 6504 nucleotides. It is a transcript of the gene sorcs2, whose product is annotated as sortilin-related VPS10 domain containing receptor 2. NCBI's taxonomy places the organism in Eukaryota, Metazoa, Chordata, Chondrichthyes, Rajiformes, Rajidae. The record is from RefSeq and is a predicted model, not a curated record. The transcript is spliced from 27 exons. Gene Ontology annotation, cellular component: membrane. Gene Ontology annotation, molecular function: protein binding. The coding region runs from base 155 to 3511 and encodes 1118 amino acids.
GCUGCCUGCCGUUCCACCCUCUUUCUCUCUUGUGCCUGUCUGUCUGUCUGCGUGCGGGAGGCUGCGGCUCGGUCCCGCGGGUUAGGAUCAUUCUGUCUGUCACACACACACUGUGGCCAGCAGCCGGCUUGCCUUUCCCCACAGCUCAACGUGCAUGGCAGUGGCGGCGGUACACAAGGGCAGCGCCCUUUCCCCGGCAGCGGCAGCCCAGACACGGAGCUACCUGUGGCUCUGCAUUUGCUACGGGCUACUUUGCCUGCUGCCCUGCGCUCUGCCCCGGCGCUCGGCUGGAGUCCGGAUCGCCCGGCAACUGCAAGGCGGCGGUGGCGGCGAGGGUGCAGCCCCCGGGCCAAGCCGGGAGAAGAAGAGGUCCGCUCCGCCGCAGGACGCGGCUCUGCUCAGCACCUCGUUCAUCCUGCGAGGAGACGCUUCGCACAACCAGGCGAUGGUGCACUGGACGGGGGAGAACAGCAGCGUGAUCCUGAUUCUCACCAAGUUGUUCCAUUCAGAUAUGGGAAAAGUUUUGGAGAGUUCUUUAUGGAGGUCAUCGGAUUAUGGAACUACCUACGUGAAACUGAACCUGCAGCCUGGCACCACCAACAUAAUUACCAAUUUUUAUAUCUGCCCUGCAAAUAAGAAAAAGAUAAUUCUCGUGAGUUCAUCAAUGAAUGAUCGUGAUCAGAGCCUCUUCAUGAGCACAGACGAGGGAGCCAAUUUUCAACGGCAGCAAAUCUUCUUCUCUGUGGAGACCUUGGUGUUUCACCCAAAAGAACAAGAUAAGUUGCUUGUGCACAGCAAGGAGGGCCGGCUAUAUGUUUCUGUUGAUUUUGGAAAGAAAUGGGAGUUGCUGCAAGAACAAGUGACAAAGGAACGAUUUUAUUGGUCUGUACCCGGGGUCGAUGGUGAUCCAGAUUUGAUUCACAUGGAAAUACAGGACAACAGUGCAGGUUUUCUUUAUAUCACCUGCCAAAUUACAAACUGCUCGGAGAAAGCUCUCAAAUCCCCUUUCUUUGGAAACAUAGACCAGAACUCACUGCUCGUCAAUGAUGACUACAUUUUCGUUCAGGCAACCUCUGGAAAUAAGACAAAAUAUUUUGUCUCUUAUCGGCGGGACCAGUUUGUUCAGAUGAAGUUACCCAAAUAUGCCUUACCAAAGGAUAAGCAGAUCAUCAGUACUGACGAGAAUCAAGUGUUCGUGGCUGUCAAGGAAUGGCAUCAGACGGACACCUAUAACCUCUACCUGUCGGACACAAAGGGCGUGUACUUCACGCUCGCUCUGGAGGAUGUCAGGAGCACCAAGCAACCAGAAGAAAAUGUUAUAAUAGAUAUUCAUGAGGUUCAAGGAGUUAAAGGCGUUUUCUUGGCAAAUAAGAAAGUGGACGGUAAAGUGAAAACGUACAUCACCUACAACAAAGGUCGUGACUGGCAAUUAUUAACUCCACCAGCCACUGACAUGAAUGGCAAGCAAACCAAAUGUCAUCUGCCUGAAUGCUCCGUCCACUUGCACCUGCGUUGGGCUGAUAACCCGUAUGUAUCGGGCACUGUUCACACCAAAGAUUCCGCGCCAGGACUUAUAAUGGGAGCAGGAAACUUGGGUGCCCAGCUGGUUGAGUACAAGGAAGAUAUGUACAUAACCUCCGACUGUGGAAAUACAUGGAGGCAGGUAUUUGAGGAAGAGCAUCAUAUUCUCUACCUUGAUCAUGGCGGAGUUAUUGUUGCCAUCAAGGACACCUCAAUCCCCCUGAAGAUACUCAAGUUCAGUGUAGACGAAGGACAUACUUGGACAACACACAAUUUUACCAGCACUUCCGUCUUUGUCGAUGGACUACUGAGUGAACCAGGGGAUGAAACACUGGUCAUGACGAUCUUCGGCCACAUUAGUUUCCGAUCGGAUUGGGAACUGGUGAAAGUGGACUUCAGACCAUCAUUCCACAGACACUGCUUACCGGAUGACUAUGACUCCUGGGACCUGAGGAACCAGGAGAAGCAAUGCAUCAUGGGAGAGCAGAGACGGUUCCGCAGACGGAAAAUAUCAUCCUGGUGUAUUAAAGGAAAGAACUUCACAUCAGCCCUCUCCUCCAAACCUUGCCAGUGCACAGAAUUUGAUUUUGAAUGUGAUUACGGAUUUGAGCAGCAGGCCAAUGGCAGAUGUGUCCCUGCAUUUUGGUACAACCCAGAGUCACCUUCAGAGGAUUGCAAGUCUGGACAGUUGUACACCAGAAGCUCUGGUUACAGGAAGGUGGCCCUCAACGUCUGCAAGGGUGGUUUGGACAAGGGGCAAGGUUCCACGCAGCACCAGUGCCCACUGAUGGCUCCCAGAGGUCUCCAGAUAGUCACGAAAGGAGAGAGGCUGGCAGUCAGCCCUGGUGACACUGUUACCUUCUUAAUCUCGCAGAACCAGGGUGACACACUGAACACAAAGUAUCAGGUGGAUCUCGGGGAUGGUUUCAAGGCCAUUUAUGAGAACCUUACACUCAUGGAUGAGCCAAUUCAGCACGGAUACGAGAAACCAGGAAUCUACCGCGUCUCUGUCAAAGCUGAAAACUCUGCAGGGUCUGAUGAAGCCAUGGUUUACAUUCAGGUCAACACGCCACUGUUGGCCGUGCACCUGGAGGUACUGCCAGUCAUCCGCAGAAACCAGCAAGUGAAUCUGACCGCACUGUUGCAGCCCAGCAACUCCAACCUCACAGUCUUUCAGUGGUGGCUGGGAGACAGCCUUGAGCCUCGUCUCACCCUGGAAAACAGUCUGAUAACCAGCUUUCCUGAGGAUAGUGAGGUUAAAGUCACAGUCCAGGCUUCCUGUGGUAGCUCCAUGGUUCAGGACUCUAAAGUGGUGAGGAUAUUUGAUCAGUUGGAAGUCCUACCCCUUGAAUUUUCUCAGAACAUUGAUAGUUACAAUCCUAAUGUACCAGAGUGGAGAGAAGAUAUUGGACAGGUUAUAUCAAGGAUUUUGGCAGAGACAACAAGCAUCCCUGAGGAACUACUGCUGACAGUGGUAAGAAUAGGCUUACCCACCACAGCAGAACUGUACCUGCUCCCGCCACCAGAGAAACCAAAGAGGAAACGGAACACAACCAAUGAGAAGGGAAUCGAUUCUUUAAUCGAAGCUCUGACGGAAAACCAAGUAAAAAUCUCUCUAAAACCUGGAGUUGAAGUGACUGUCACAUUGGCAGAUUACAGAGCAGUUACCCAGAAAAGCUUUGGAGGAAAAGGCGUGUGGGUUGUCGUGGUGAUGUUCGUGAUCUGCCUGAUCGUCGUCGGAGCUUUCAUCUUGCACAAGUUGAAAAGGAAGAUACCUGGGCGGAAUGUUUAUGCUCAGAUGCAUAAUGAAAAAGAGCAGGAAAUGACUAGUCCUGUCAACCACAGUGAAGACACACAGAACAUCAUUCAAGGGGAAGAAUACAUCGAUGACGAUUUGGAUUCACAGACGCUAGGUAACGGAGGAGGUGGUCACCCUGCUGUGGUUCUCAGCAUAAACUCCCGGGAAACGCACAAUUAUUUGAGUAGCUGAUGUUCGCUCUGGGUGAUGCGUGAAGACUCGCCUCCAUUUUGUUUUGUUGUUCCUGGGGACGGGUGAAGUGAUGAAGUGAAACGAACUCCAGUGUGGCGGUGGGACAGUGGGCAAUCUAGCCUCCUAGAAUUACAAAGUCUUCAAUUAAGCGUCAGUGUGUUAAAGGCACCCGAAGAGAGAGAGUGGAUUCACAAUCAGACCCCUGAAGCUCUCUGUGCCAUACCAAGCCCUGCAUCCUCCUAUGAUUGAGCUCUGCCAGGAAGGAGAGCAAGCAGCCUUCAAUAAGUUGUUGCGUGAACCUCUCUACCUUUCCUCUUCUUGCGUCUCAUCUAAGAAAACUUUCGCGUUGCAAAACAUUUGCCCAUUCCUCUACGGACAGUCCACAUUAUUUCCAUUCCAUUCUGAUUUUUUUUUAACAUAUCUGCUUUUAUAUAUAAAAAAUUAAGUAAGACGUUGAUCCCUGCUUAGGUUGUCAGGCAAUCUACUUUGAUCAAACGUGCAAGAGUAAAUGUUUAUCUUCACUUUCUUUUCCAGCACCCAUCAAUUAACAAGAUGAGAAUUAUUCACGUCCUUCAAUGGACCUGCGAUCCAACCUGUCAGAUGAGACGUUCUGCACAAUUAUAUAUAAAAGGCCUAUAGUUUUCCAACUCAUUCUUAUUCUCUGUUAACCUUUCAUGGAUUUUUAUUACUUCAAUUGACAAACAUGUUUUUUGACGACCCCCCCCCCCCCUUGAAAUCUAUAGUAACCCUUUUGCGUUGAAAUCUGACGACUUCUACGAUCUGCUACCCUGGAGUACCUGUUGUUGGCUGCUUGGGGUGAUCACUGGAUAUGGCAUGGCUAAGAUGAAAGAGCAGGGGUCUGGGGCAAUUUGGACGGCUCUUUUCAAGAAAAUCGCCCAGUGCUGAAAAACGAUUCCGUAUAAUCACGCUCUUCGAAAAAUUGCAAACCUUUGCCGACCACCUUUUCAAACACCUUUGUUAGAUUCACCGUUCAUAGCCGAGAAAAAUAGUAGAAAUCCUGAAUUGCCAGGCAGUUUUAAGAAAUGAAAAAUGAAGGUCUGAAGAGAAGGUAUUAACCUUUCGGUGACGGGGGGGGGGGGGGGGGGGGGGGGGGGGUAGCCACGUGGUGAUCUGAUUAACGUAAUUAAAAUGCAAAUAGGGUUGAAUAGGACAGAUGCGGAUAAAUUACUUGCAAACUACUUGGUGGGGGUCAUCCGGAAUAAGGUGACAAUGUUGAAAUUACAGCUGGGAUAUUUAGAAGUAAAAACAGAGUCAGUUUUCACCAAAAUAGCAGUCAAUAUGAGGGAUGUAACUCCCGUGAGACAUUUGGAAGUUUCCAACAGUGACUGAUAUUAUAAAGAUAUUAUGUGAACUGGAGCAAGCGUAGAAAAUGGUCUUGAGGUUCACAUCAGCGCUGAAUGACAGAACGGGUGUAAGGGGCUUAUGGCUUCCUCUACUCUCUAUAUUUUCUACGCUGCGAUGUGAAGCAUCGGUUAACAUUUUAUAGGUCCUCCUCUGAUAUUAGCUAUGUUAACAAUUUUUAUCAUGCUCUUCAGAUGAAGUCUCCCCCAUCAAAUGCAGCUGUUUUUCAAGUAUGCAGUGUCAUGUGUACUGUUGCUAAAAGCGAUGGUAUUACAAUGAGUGAAGUUUGAAGGAGUCCCAGAGGGGAAUGUCACAUUAUUUUAACAUUCAAGGCUGAAUAUAUAUCCAUAUUUGAACAUUACAGGUGUAACCAAAAGGCACAUUUCACCUUUUAAGAGUGCAGCCAUUAAUAUCACUGCCUUGUUCAGUGUGUUUAAUGCCACAAGAAUUGACUGUUAUCUACUCGAAAAGAAUCUGAAGAGGAGCUUGUUUUAUUUAACAUUGCCAUAGGAAUUGACUGUUAUCUACACAAAACGAGUCUGAAGCAAUGCUUGAUGAUUUAACUUUAUAAUCUAAUUACAUUGCUUGUCCAUUAAUGAUUGAUUCGGGGCAUACAUGAGUUUCAGGGCUGAGAAGACUGGCAAUAUGAGACAAGCCAUCCAAUGCUCUUCAAUCAUUCCUCUAGUUGGCGUCUCUUUGUCUCCUGUUCAUUCUUCCUCGCUUUCCCAUUUAAGACAUUAGCUGAAGAAAGGGAAAACUAUUUACUUCUGUUUCUAGAUAUUUUGUUGCAUUUGGAGUUCUCUGCCUAUAAUAACCACAUGGUUCAAUUGCCUAUAAAAUGCUAGGAUUAUUAUUCCUAAAUAUCCUUGUAUUAAUAUACCUAAAUAUUAAUAAUAUUCCUAAAUAUUAUUUCUAAAAAUGUCAUUGCUAAACAUCCAGCCCACAAAGGGCCGACCAAGCUGCCUGCUUUGAAUCAGUAUGGACUAAAGCUGUUGAAAAAUGAGGCUGAGUUGGACAACAAAUUGACAGAAGUCACAAAUGAGCCAGAGAGCUCCUGGAGCAAGAGAAAUAUUCAUUGCAGCGAGAGGUUGAGCUGAAGAACCGUAUGUUAGAUAGGUACUUGUUCCUAAAUCACUCUUCCUCUCUUGGACUUUCUAUGCUGCUGUCCUGCCACUAUUAAUCUAGCCUCAUUGAAGAUCCCACUUAAACUAGUGUUCCUCAGUGAUGCUGUGUGUGACAACUAUUUGUAGGUGAGAUUAAAUAAAGUGCUGAGGGAUGAUUUAGAGUGUAAACACCGGCGAAAGUACUGGAGUGAACAGCCUGUAUCACUGCUGUCGAACUGAUAUCGGUCAGAAUGGCAUCAGAACCAGUAAAUCACAUGUGAUGGCACGUAGCUCGGAGGCCAGUCUUGCUAAAGCCUGGCUGCUUGCAGUAAGUAGAAUAAUAUACUUGGGGAAAAAAUUACAAACAUCCUCAAACCAGAGUGUCUGCUGACUGGUUCCCUUUAUCAUCGUGACAUUUUUGCAUAUUUUUUAUUUGUUGUUCUUUAUCUCUCCACAUCAUCGUCUACAUCUCUUGUCUCCCUUAUCGCUAACCAGUCUGAAGAAGGGUCUCGACCCGAAACGUCACCC